UCUAAGUCGUACGCAGAUCCCGUAUAAAGUAUAGUGUAGCUAACGAAGGCGUUACAUCGCAUCAAACAACCUUGCCAUUUGCGCAGUUUGUCUUUCAGUAGCGCAACUUCAUGAAAUUCACACCAAGCCACCUAGUGCAUGACGGCUGAAAACUAUUGUGUAGUAAAUCAUCACUUUCACCACUUUGAGACUUCAUGUGUAUGUCACUCUAUAAGUGGCGGGAGAGACCAGAAAUCGUGUCUUACACAAAGUUACCUUUCAGCAAAUGAGCCUCACACAAUCCGAUAAAAAUCACAUCUCUUGUCUUGUUAUUCCAAGUUACUCCGUCAUACAUUAUUGUAUAAUCCCGCAUAAUUGAGGCCAGGAGGCAAAGCCUUUCGAUUUCUUUUCCAAUUAUGUGGCCAUUGAAGCCCAAAUCUGCUGAAACUCAGAAAGAGCAGAAAGAACCAAGAUAUCUGGAGAUUCGCUCGUCGAAAUGGUUCAUUGUUAGCACAAUAUGCGUUGCAUCCUUCAGUGUAGGUUGAAUCGGAAAUCGCUGACGCGGGAGGAAAUAAAAUGCUGACGCCCCACAUUUUAGGAUUCUUUUAUAUAUGGAGUGGUUAUUCCUGUUCUUCCCAAUGAAUUGGAACGUCGAAUUGGAGUUGCAGACGAGGACCGUAUGAAAAGCACCUCCUCAUUAGAUAUAGUAUUCUGUCAAAUCAUGAAGCUAAUCCCUCACAGUGGAGUUCUGGAAUUCUAUGCUUUUGACAGCAUUUGGCCUCGCCCAAUUGAUAGCGAGUCCACUUUUUGGAUACUAUGCUGAUCGAAGUUCAUCACGACGAACACCAUUGCUCCUGGGAUUCUUCUCUAAUGCUGCUGCCACGGCUGUCUUAUAUGUUGCACAGAAUGUAUGGAUACUGGCUCUGAGCCGUUUCCUCCAAGGACUUUCCGCAGCUGUUGUAUAUACGGUCGGCUUUGCUUUACUUGCAGAUACAGUUGGCUCAAAGGAUAUCGGACAAUGGAUGGGAUACGUGAUUUCGAGUCUCAAUAUUGGAAUGCUGAUAUCUCCAACCAUAGGCGGCAUAAUGUACGCAGGGCUUGGAUAUGCAUCAUUGUUUAUUGUGAUGUUUAUCCUUAUCGCCAUCGAUAUCAUUAUGCGUUUGUUUAUGAUCGAAAAAAAAGUUGCGGCAAGAUUGAAGAAGGACAAAGAUGUAGAUGAGACACAAGCGUAUGGGACUUUCCAGCGGAGUGUUGACGAGGCCAUAUUCGAACAACAAAGUCCUUCUGUCUCUUCCAACAGCAACGGAGCAUCUGAACCAUUGCUUGGGAAUAACCAAAGCCAGCCUUCACCUGCAGAAGACAAGACAUACCCGAUAGCCUUGGUGACUCUGUUAAAGUCUCCACGUAUAUGGGCUGAUUUAUAUGGGGUUUGGGUGACUGUGUUUUUGCUCGCAAGUUUCGAUGCAGCACUUCCAAUAUUUGUGCAACGAAAAUUCAAUUGGGAUUCUACCGGUGCCGGCUUGAUAUUUCUGACCAUAACAUUUCCUAUAUUCUUAGCCCCGAUAGCUGGCAGACUUUCCGAUGUCUGGCCUUCUCGGUGGCUCACGGCAUCGUAUUUUAUUGCAUCGGCCGUUUUUACAAUCUUGCUGGUGUUGAUACGGAGAAAUAGCACUGAUCAGAUUGUCGGCCUUUGUAUACUUCUUACACUUUAUGGUAAGUUUAUCCUAUUUUAUGAUCAUGAUUGUCGUAUUCUACAAUUACUGAAGCAAGUCAUAGGCAUCGCUAGAGUCUUCGGUUCAUCGCCACUAGGCGCUGACUUGAGUCGAGCAGUAACGGAUAUGGAAGAAAAAACACCAGGCAUCUUCGGCAAAACAGGAGCUAGCGGACAAGUAUUUUCCUUAUAUACUAGUGCUAGUGCAGCAGGAGUACUCGCAGGCCCUGCUUGGACGAGUUUUGCCUUUGGAGAAAGAGGAUGGAUAUUUUUCGUCUCAAGCCUUGGAAUUUUGACUGCAACUGUUGCAAUACCAGCUGUAAGUGAAGCCUUUGAAAUGAAGAAGUAUAAACAAAGCUCAUAACAUUUAGGUAUUAUUUACUGAGCCUGGAAAAUCUCCAAAGACAGACGACGUAGAGGUGGCUGCAGAAUAGAUGUUGAAUCGCGAAGAGUCUAUGAGAGCUAGGUCAUAAUGGAGUACUAGUGCAUUCGAUAAGAAAAGAAUUUGAGACAAGAUAGAAUUGUUCGAGAAUUGUGCACAAACCAUCCGUGUUUCUCAUAUCGAUAGAAAAGUUUGAAUAAUCAAGAGAGUAGAGUAACGACCGUUAA
Molecule: messenger RNA, 2299 nt
Organism: Sclerotinia trifoliorum
Lineage: Eukaryota; Fungi; Ascomycota; Leotiomycetes; Helotiales; Sclerotiniaceae
Source: the annotation of a GenBank genome assembly